Penicillium riverlandense is the source of this 867-nucleotide messenger RNA. RefSeq names its product VIT1/CCC1 transporter family protein. Gene Ontology annotation, cellular component: fungal-type vacuole membrane. The coding region runs from base 1 to 867 and encodes 288 amino acids. The record is from RefSeq and is a predicted model, not a curated record. The transcript is spliced from 2 exons. Gene Ontology annotation, biological process: intracellular manganese ion homeostasis. NCBI's taxonomy places the organism in Eukaryota, Fungi, Ascomycota, Eurotiomycetes, Eurotiales, Aspergillaceae. Gene Ontology annotation, molecular function: iron ion transmembrane transporter activity; manganese ion transmembrane transporter activity.
AUGACCUCCGCCCGAGGCCUGAUGACGAGCUACUCGCCCAUCUCGGAGCGAAACUCGUCCGACCUCGAAAAGGACCCUCACUUCUCUCUCCAGGAUGUCGAGACCGGCAGCAAAAACAGCGCUGAGCGCAAGGGCUUCCGCUUCAUUGAUGCCCGUACCGUCUCCGACGCCAUCAUUGGUCUGUCCGACGGUAUGACGGUGCCGUUCGCCCUGACCGCGGGUCUAUCCGCCUUGGGCGACACGAAGGUCGUGGUCUUUGGCGGGAUGGCCGAGCUCAUUGCGGGCGCCAUCUCCAUGGGAUUGGGCGGGUAUCUCGGCGCCAAAAGCGAAGAGGAGUCAUACAAAGCCACGCUCCAGGAAACACAGAACCAAACGGUCACCGAUCCCGGCUCCGUGGCCACGACCAUAAGCGACAUCUUCGAGCCGUACGAGCUGCCGACUGAGCUAGUCGCCCAGCUCACCAACCACCUCUCCGCCUCGCCGAUGCUCCCUUCAUUCCUGAUGAACUUUCACCACACGCUCCCUGAACCCUCCGGCUCGCGCGCCGUCAUGUGUGCCCUGACCAUCGCCCUGGGCUAUUUCAUUGGCGGUUUCGUGCCCUUGCUUCCGUACUUCUUUGUUGGCCCCAACGAGGCGUUCAUCGCCCUGCGCUGGUCCAUCGCGACGAUGGUCGUUGCGCUAUUUAUAUUCGGGUACGGCAAGACCUGCUUCGUGACCGGUUGGUCUGGGCGGAGGAAUCUCCGCAAAGGUCUGGUGGGUGGACUCCAAAUGGUGCUGGUGGGUGGUGUGGCGGCGGGCUCGGCCAUGGGGCUGGUGAAGGGGUUCCAGCUGCUGGCAAAUGGUGGGGAUCAUCCCAAGCAUGAUUGA